ACGCGCGAGCGAGCGAGCGAGAGCGCGCCAUCGAAGAGCAUACUGUCCCAUCAACCUCCGCCCCUCAGACAUGCUACUGUCAGACUGUGCCUUUCACGGCCAAACCUCUUAAAACAGAGGACACCUGGCCGAAAUAUCAUCCGAGCGUCGGUGUGUGUAAAUGUGGUUGCGAUAAACGACAACACUUCCGCGCUUCACAGGAUCUGUUUGCUGGCGUAUGUAUGGGAGUGAACCAGGCAGCGCAAGGAGUGAAAGAGGAGGUUUGAUUUGUCUAGAGGCACUCUGUGGGAGGAGCCAUGACCGAGGGGGAGGGACAGUUUUACAGCGUGCAGGUGGGCGACUCCACCUUUACGGUUCUCAGGAGGUACCAGCAGCUCCGGGCCAUCGGAUCUGGUGCCCAGGGUAUCGUCUGCUCCGCUCUGGACACAGCCUUUGGCAUCCCAGUUGCUGUAAAGAAACUAAGCCGGCCGUUUCAGAACCAGACCCAUGCAAAACGGGCCUACAGAGAGCUGGUUUUGCUGAAGUGUGUUAAUCACAAGAACAUCAUCCGUUUGCUCAACGUCUUUACACCUCAGAAGUCACUGGAAGAGUUCGAGGAUUUGUACUUGGUGAUGGAGCUGAUGGACGCCAGUCUUUGUCAGGUGAUCCAUAUGGACCUGGACCACGAGAGGAUGUCCUACCUGCUCUACCAGAUCUUAUGCGGCAUCAGACAUCUACACUCCGCUGGUAUCAUUCACCGGGACCUGAAACCCAGUAACAUAGUAGUGAAGUCCGAUUGCACUUUAAAGAUCUUAGACUUUGGUUUGGCCAGAACCGCCUGCACUAACUUCAUGAUGACUCCAUAUGUUGUGACCAGAUACUACAGAGCACCGGAGGUCAUCCUGGGCAUGAAGUACAAGGAGAAUGUUGAUAUCUGGUCGGUGGGCUGCAUCAUGGGUGAGAUGGUCAAAGGGAGCGUCAUAUUUCAGGGCACUGAUCACAUUGACCAGUGGAAUAAGGUCAUUGAGAUACUAGGAACUCCUCCUCUAGAGUUUAUGAAUCGUUUGAUGGAGACCGUCAGGAACUAUGUGAUGAACAAACCCCAGUUUCCCGGAGUCUGUUUUAAUGAGCUGUUUCCCGAUUGGGCGUUUCCUUCAGAGACCGAGCACGAUAAGAUCAAGACUAGUCAAGCACGGGACCUGUUGUCCAAGAUGCUAGUUAUCGACCCUGAGAGUCGUAUCUCUGUGCAGGAGGCCCUCGAUCACCCCUACAUCCACGUGUGGUACGACCCAGCCGAGGCUGAUGCGCCUCCUCCACAGAUAUCAGAUAAGCAGUUGGAAGAGAGAGAACACAGCAUCGACCAAUGGAAAGAGCUGAUUUAUAAAGAGGUGAUGGACUGGGAGGAGAGGAACAAGAAUGGGGUGUUGAAAGAUGAAUGUUUAGACGGUACAGUGAACAGCAGCUCCACAGCCUCCCAGUCCUCCUCCAUCAAUGACUUCUCAUCGAUGUCAACAGAGCAGACGCUGGCUUCGGACACAGACAGCUCCUGCAUCGACACCCUCACAGGAGCGUUAGAGGAGUGACAUCGAGGUCCUCCACUCAUCUCCUUGCAUACACCACAACCCUCUUGAUCAUGUGUGUGGGCCAUGCCGUGGUCUUGACUGAAGAUAUCUGGGGGUGCAUGUACAAGUGGUUUCAAGUUUACACUCUUUACCCUUUACUCCUGCUUUUAAUGGGACUGCGUUUUAUCUCACCUGACAAAAACUCAGCAAAACCACCGUUAACUUAAUUCGUAAGUUGUCCGUUUAACUCCAUCUCCAGUAUUCUUUUAGAUUUUUUAAAUAUAACUCCCUUUCUGAAUGGACAGGAAGUGCAAUCACAUUUCAGUGCCGUCUUUAGUCGUGUAACCUAUUUCAAGAGCAUGCAACAGAUCUAGAUUUAUCCUUUAGUCAUUUAUGUCCUCUUUCUCCUUCACUCUCUCGCUCUCUUUGAUGUAGCUUUUAUUGCCUUUCAUUUCAUCACCCAAAAGAAGCACAGAUAUAAAUUCACAGACAUUUAUAGCUAGGCACUCCCUCUGGAACAAGUUCUUGUCACACAAGUAUUGCUGCAUGCUAAUCCCGAACACUUACUAGAUAAGUGGUGUAACUACAGAUCACCGACGUAUGCCACACACCUAGACACAACGGUAGCAUCUGCUUCUGACUGUAUGUAAUCACCAUACAAUGCGUUAAACAACUCAACUGUGCAUUUCAAAUGGGUAGGGUGUAGUCAUAUGUACAUAUACGUAUAUAGUUUUAGUGUAAAUGUUCUUAUUGUCUUUUUACAAAUAUGCUUUUGCAUAUGCACUGUAACACGAACGAAUAUGGAUGUUGAUUAAAUAGUAAAUUGCACAUGGAUAUCAAAACGAAUCCAAAUCUGUAAGAGGGAGCAGCGGAUGUGAUGUUAUUCCUGCUCCUUACCAUUCCAAAAGUAAUGAAUCACCGCUGGCACGUUCACGACGCAUCACCUACGAUUGUACGCAUCAUGUUUAAUUGCAUGAGCUAAUGCAAACCAUUGCCUUUAUAACCUCCUCAAACUUGAAAAGCCCACAAGAAUGUUGUACGAAGCAAAUUUAUUGUUUUGAAUGUCCUCUCAGACAACGACUCAUUUUAAUGUUAAUGUGGAUUAUCAAGGACAUAUUUUUUUACACUUCGACUGUCUGUUUUUGCCUUUGGUUAGUGUGCUUGUGUUGGACUUUUUGGUCAACAACAUGCCAUAGCCAAACCGUGUGCAUCUGGUCAAUAUAGCAGGUCCACGUUGAAUCUGUGCCUGCAGAAACACUAGUCAUUCGUUAUGUUGUACACAUCAUGGCGUCAUUUGUUAAAUAUUUUGGCUAGUUUGUAGUGGUCAUCCGAUUAUUUGACCCUGGUCCACAAAAAAUUGAGAUCUAUACAUAAUCUGAAAUAUUGUUUAAAAUAUUAUACGUUUUUUAUUAAUAUGUGGUUUGUUAGGACAGGCUAAUAUUUGGCCGAGAUCCAAAUAUUUGAAAAUCUGGAAUCUGAGGGUGCAAAAAAUCUAAAUAUUGAGAAAAUCACCUUUAAAGUUGCCCAAAUGAAAUUUUAUUGUAUUACUAAUAAUACAAUAAUUUUUUUUAUAUAUUUACGGUAGGAAAUUUACAAAAUAUCAUGAUCUUUCCUUAAUAUACUAAUGAUUUUUGGCAUAAUUUUUUACAUUUUGACCAAUACAAUGUAUUAUUGGCUAUUAUUACAAAUAUACCAGUGCUACUUAUAACUGGUUUUGUGGUCCAGGGUAACAUUUAAAGGCUAUUUAAUGGCCGAUGCCAAUAUUGAGAAAGCAAUGCAGCCGAUAUUACACAUAUGUAAUUAAAGUAAAUGAGUGACAAACAGAAAAUUGAUGAGGCUAAAUUAACAUUAUGAAUAAUAAUUUAAAAAAUACAAAUUUCAGCCGAUAUACCAGGCGCUAAAAUAUAUCACUACUUAUUCGAUUAUGUUUUCAGCUUCAAAUAAUCAUAUAGUUGUAAACUAAGGGGCUGAUUACACCAAAAGCGUUUAUGGCAGUUGCAGGCGCCUUUUUUGAAUGAUAUUCUAUGGGCAGUAAGCGUUUGCGCGCUGUUUAUGCCGCCAGCCGCAGCAUGUGCUUUUGAAGCGGAAACGCGUCGGACGUCAUUUGCGUCUUUCCAUUGUCCAAUCGAAUGAAAGGAGAGGCGGGCCUUUCAUUCUGGUGACGGAGGUUUACAGUUGUUUGGAUCAACCGGACUACACUCGCUCACUUUCUCCUGCGUGUUUGUGCACCUUUCAUCCUCAAAAAAGGUCAGAGCAAGCGCCCUCUUUUCAAAGUUUCUGCUAAUAUGACAGUUAACAGCAAGAGAGCGCUCACGCUUCAAUAUUUGAUUUACAAGACAGCUGACUCGGUGGUUGCCUCCCAAUAUAAAAAGCCACGUUGCACUGCUCUUU
Paramisgurnus dabryanus is the source of this 3932-nucleotide messenger RNA. It is a transcript of the gene mapk9, whose product is annotated as mitogen-activated protein kinase 9. The record is from RefSeq and is a predicted model, not a curated record. Gene Ontology annotation, molecular function: ATP binding; MAP kinase activity. Lineage: Eukaryota; Metazoa; Chordata; Actinopteri; Cypriniformes; Cobitidae. Gene Ontology annotation, biological process: protein phosphorylation.